Pocillopora meandrina is the source of this 6925-nucleotide messenger RNA. The record is from the annotation of a GenBank genome assembly. Lineage: Eukaryota; Metazoa; Cnidaria; Anthozoa; Scleractinia; Pocilloporidae.
UCAAAUGGCUUCUGUUGCUCCUAGGGAAGUCGAGAUUUGUGGAGAGGUAUCCAAGAAUUUUUUUGGAAUGGACAGUGAUGGAAACAUCAUACUGGAUGUAAGUUGAAAUUUCAUGUAAUUGUAAUGAUGAAUUUGCAAAAGGGUAUUUGCUCACUGUCUCACUUCCUCGCAUCACAUUUUGAAGCUGUAAGAAAGUAGUCAAGUUAGCUGAAAGGCUAAAUUCUCCAUUUGAACCAUAUUUUCAAAGGAAUCAUUCUCCAAUUAAAAACUUCUAGACUCCAUAUAUAUAAUCUCUUCAACAGAGUGUUAUAUGUACCUUGUCCACUGCUUCAAUGUUUCAUGGGAGAACAAAUAAAAACCCAUGGAAUGUUCAUCAGUGCAAAUGAGGACUUUUUAGUUUUUAUCCUUCUGGCAUCCAGAAUCAUGUCUUGAAUGAUCCAAAUGAAACUCACUUAACUGAAACCAUGGUGAAAACAAUAAAUUGCCUUUGGGACUAUGACUAUGUUUCAGAAUAGUAAGGGGCUAUAUGGAAAUCUCUGUUUUCCUCUUUAAGGGAGAAUGUUGUGAUUUAAUAAGAGGUUUUAUUUUUCAUUUGGCAAAUGUACCAUGUCAUGCAAUUCCACUGAUAAAUUUUAGAUAUUAUCAGUUAAACCAGUUUUCAAAUAUCUCUUAUGUUUAAGAAUCUAUAAAUGAACAUUUAACCAUUUGUCCCACAAUGUAAGAGUCAGGCUAAUAAUUGUGUCUUGAUCGUGACAUUUCAACUGUGUUACUGCUAGUGUUUGUCAUGCAAUCAGGUUGAAAGUUUAAGUUGCUUUUUAUAGGACCUUGGUUUGUUGUUAUUUAUGUGUUUUGAUGUGCUGUCAUUGGUGCAUUUCAAUCCUUAUUAUUAGUCCGACUAUUAGACAUUGUUCCCUCAUAAGUCCACUUUGUUGCUGAUCGGCAAUUAUGCAUUUUGAUGGUAGACAUCUUUUCUCACCUAAUUACAUGGUCCUGAUCUCCAUAUGAGUCUGAGAACUGGUCAAUUUAGAGACAGUUAGAAUUUCAUUCAAAUAAUUUGGCUAGAAUGUUACUUGCAUGGUUGGCAACUCAAUCUUUAAAGGUACAAAACUCUAGAACAAAAAUUUAUCUUUCAAAUCAGCAUUCUUAAUCCCCACGGUAUCAACUGAAGUGCUUUUCAUUCAACUAAUUUAUUCUUUUUUUUUCUUGUCACCAUAUUCCCAACAAUAGUGUAGCUCCAUUUUCUGCAUAAAAACACACCCAACCCACAAUUCCUACAUUCACUCUGACAAAGGGCUAAUGCUCAAAACAUCAGCUUUGAAACUCUCCAUGGUGGCCAAUUUGUGUUAUCAACUCAGUUGAUAAUAUUAAAUUACCCAGUUAUACUCUCCUACUGAUGCAGUGCCAAAGUUUCUUUAGAGACUUAUAUCCCUUAACCCAAUCUUUAGAUUGCAUGGUUGGCAACUAGAUUAAGUGGCAUGGAUUAGGAAUGGCUUUUGAUGUUAUAUUUUAGCUAAGGAGAGAAUGGUAAGAUUAGAUCUCAGAAACUGAGCCAGCACAGUUGACUGGACUCAUGUGAAUGGCUCCAUGGAGCUAGGGAUUCUUCUCCAUGCCACUUCCUAAGUAAUUAGGGCUCAGGAAAGGUAGUGCAUUGUGGUGUCACCAAGGGUUACUAAAGAACUUUUGGUGAAUAGAUGAUUAAUUUUUUUCGGAGCUACAAAAGCUCUUUUUUAGGCUUUACAAGUGAUAAGUAAAUGAAAGAUACUAGGUAAUGGAACUAAACAAAUAGAUGAAAAGACCCUUGAUUAAAUAAUUGCAAAUAAACAGAGCAUAGUCACUUGAAAGCAACCAGCUGAGCAAACUGGCUGGCUGAACUAACUGCCUUCUGAUUGAUCAUCAUGCUUUGUUACUCAUAACUGCCCACAUAAAUCUGACUGUUGGUUAAUUGUCACUUUGGACAUUACCACUAGUGACUGCAUGGCUCAGAAAUACCUUAAAUAAACUGAAUCCUCUGCAGGAUACAAUCCAUUAUCAGUCAAAGUUUUUACUUUAACUAGCGUGUAAAAUUAUGAUAGCUUAACACAGAGAAUUAUCUUUACAGCCAUUGAGAAUGUUACUGGAGACUUAAUUUUGCAAAAAUUCAUUUUAAAACUGGUUUUCUUUUUAUUGACCCAUUAUGUGCCUGAUGUGUUGAUCAUAUAAAUAUGCUAAGUUUGGCUCUUGUAAUUCUGCUUUCUUUGUUACUUUAUGUUGAGAAUUCUUAUAAAAAGGCUUUUUCGGUGGAAAUUAUUUUCUCAUUGGUGCAGAGGGAAGGAUUAAUUUCCCAGGAGGGUGAGACAACAGAACUUAAUUCCUCCUGCAGUUACCUCUAGAUCAUAGAAAAUAAACCAUUUUACUUGCUGUCACCCAACAUCCCCUUUGUACUGUUAUCAUGAAAAAUAAUGUACUCAAUCAAGUAAAGGAAAAGAACUUUAUUUGCUUGCUGGAAAAUAAUGUAGGGGAGGGGGGCACCAACUGAAACUUUCUUUGAGGGAGGCUAUGGGUGAGGCUUUUCCUACAAGUAACUUUUUGUGGAACCUAGUUAAUGGAAUUUAUUUAGUUAGUAGUUUGUAAUUUCAAAUUCCGGGUCAAGAUGGUUUGGGACAUAUAUUUGAUUGUUAUAGAUCCAUUUGUUCUGACUUAUUUUCUAUAAUUCUUUUGUUAAAAAAGAAUUUUGAGGAAAAAAACCCAAAUUAUUUAAACUAUAUAAUUGCCACUGGAAGUAAUGAUUUUACUAACCUGUGUCUAUUUAACUAAAGAUGUAUUUUUAAGUUAAAGUGGAGAUCAACUCUUUCCUUUAUAUUGUUAUUUUAUGGCAAAUGUUUUGAUUGUUUUUUUGUUUUCAUAUGUUUAUCAUAAUUAAAGCACCCUGCUUAAGCAACUUGAUUAGUUAACUAGUAAAUGUUUACUUGCCCAAGAAGAAGAAAGAGGGGGAUUCCUUAAGUUUUCAUGGAACAACGUUUAGAGUCACAAAGUCAUUUGUUGUAUUAUGAAGGCUUUGUAUCAUUCUUGAUGUUCACAGAUGGAAUCUAACAUCAUUGAAACAGAAAAACUGACAUUUUAUGUGAGAGUUGAUGGUGAGUGCAAACAAAAUUAAUCUAAUUACUGGUCAAUUUAUCAGUAUAACUUAAUUUUUUAAAUUUUUUGUUUCCUAUAUACAUGUAAUAUUUUGAUUAUUUUGAUUGUUAAAGUUACAAGAUACUUUCAUAGUUGUGUCACAGAAAAUAACUAUUACAGGUGAAUAAUUGAUUGAUGUCUUCUUUCAAAAGUUGAGAACUUUUCAAGUUCAAGCAUGUAAUUUUUAUUGCUGACCUUUACACUCUACAUCAUAUUAAAAAAAUAUGUUGACAAUACAGGAAUCAUUGUAAUUUUUGUUCAAGUUCCAUAAAUUUUUGUUUUUGACCUCUGUUAUAAAACAGGAGGCUACAAUGUGGGCAAAUUGCACUUGCUGAACAGAUAUGUUAAUGAGAAUGAUGACUACUUUGAAUCUCGGAGAGGUAAGAAAACGUUUAACAAUGAGCAUGGAAGCAAAUCAUAUGAGUUUUUUGAAAGUUCUAAGUGAUCUAAGAUUUAGUCUAUGUUCAUUUGUUCUUUUUAGAGAGCUGGUAUUGUAAAAGAAUAAGUCUGGACCAAGACGUGAUAGUGAACCUUAAAAUAGAGUACCCUGCUGCUUUGAGACGGUAUCGAGAUAUUGACCUACUACAACAUAUUGAAGAGGAGCCGGUUCUGAACGAUUAUCACCCAAUACAUGCUUUUAUUGUUGUGUAUGACAUAACGCAGAGACAUACAUUUGCGGUAGCAAAGAGGUUGGUUGACGAUUUCACUAAAGAGGCCAGGCCAGGUGCCUUUGUAGCUCUUGUGGGGAAUAAAGCAGAUCUUGAAAGUAUAAGGAAGGUGUUCUUUGAGGUAAGUAAUGUGGCCAUGUUUAUAUAAUGCUAGUGUGCUACAUGUGGUAAACAUGAAAUCACGUAGGUCAAAAGGUUUUUUAAUGGUUUUUGUAGAGAAUGAUGUAAAUCAUGUUUGAGAAAGGAUAGUAAAAUGAGGUGGUUUAUGAAAGCUCUUUGGACCAUUUUUGUAUGAUUUCUCAUUGUGCCUUUGGUAUAAAAUCAUUUUGUGAUGCAUUUCUAGUAAGUACUUAUUUACAGUGCGACUCUACAUGUAUCUUGCUGUAUUAACGUCAAAACAUGGGAACUUCCUACGCGUCUUUUAAAAUCUUAUUUGUUACGAAACCUGAGAAGAGAAACUAUAUCAGGCAUUUGACAUCCAGCUUCCUAAAAGGCAGACUUCCCUGUUUCAACCAAUGUCAACAACACCAUGCUCACCAAGCAUAUGUCAACAACCUGACGUUGGCACCUCGCAAGUAACCUUUUUCACAACAUUGAAGUAACAAACCGAACUAUCAGAAUGAACUAUUCUUGUUUACUUCUUUUGUUUUUAAGACAGAAAACAAUGAGUUAAUUCACAUACGGUUGAAUGACUACUAAUGACAACAGUGCUUCUCAAGACUUCUCUUACCAGGCUUUAUUGUAAAAAUUUAAAUUAAAAAAAAUUGAUUAGACCCAUUUUUUUGGUAAUCAAUGGUGUACUGUAUUCCUUUUUCUUAUAUAUCUUUCCUUAUUUUCCUUCUUUCAGGAAGCUCAAAAUUAUGCAGAUGAAAACAAUAUCGUUGAGAUUUUUAUGGAAGUGUCAGCACUAACAGGCGAAAAUGUGGAAGACCUUUUCUCCGAUGUUGGUGAGUAGAAUUGACUAUUCAUUGAUCUAAAGGGGGUAGGUUUCUAAAGAAACUGUGGCGCUAUGUCAUUGGUGGAAUAUAACAGAGUAAUUUCUCAGUAGUAUUAUCAACUAAGUUGAUAACGUAAAUUGGCCAUCAACGAGCGUUUUUAUUCAACUGGCCGUAGGGAUUAACACUGUCGAUUUAAAAGAUGUUUCACCAAUGUAUAGCUUUUUGCGAAAAGUUGUACAUUGGUAAAACAUUGGAAGACUAAUAAGUGACCGAUUCCGAGAACACCUUCGCGAAGUAGAAAGAAAUAACAAAGACGCAUCUUAACCAGUCGCUAGACACUUUAAUCUCUCUAACCAUUCUGAGCAGCAUAUGGCAGUUUGCGGCCCUUCCCUAAAUCUAGACAGUUCGGAAAGCCUCAAAACUCUAAAACAAUCUCCAGUCGUUCUGAUGAAAGGCUACCGCUGGAAACGUCAGCUUUUAAACUCUUUACGGUGGCUAAUUUACGCUAUCAACUCAGUUGAUAAUACUAAAUUACCCUAUUCAUAGAUGUGUCUGACAAACUGACGGUAAAGUCUGCACUUGAGUCCAUUGGUAUAUAAGGUGCCAGAGCUAAUCAUGAUUAUUUCAGCAUGAUGCAGCUUGGGGUUUUGAACCAAAACCUCUCUAUCUGUGGUUUAGGGUUCUAACCAUUUUACCGCCCCAUCUCCCAACAACCUGCCUUAUCAAUUACACUGCUUUUUUAAGUAGAUGUGUUUUCUCACAGGGUGUCUUUGUCAAAUGAUACGCUUUGCAGGCAUUGCAAUACUCUCCAACUGGUUUUGUUAAAAACCUGGGUUGAAAGGGGAUUCCCUAAUAUGCGUCGGCUAAAGGCCGACACAGACGGAAGAAAAUAUGCAACCACUUAUCAUAAUAUAAUCUAAUAGAGAAUGCUUUGUAAAUUAUCACAUACUCCACUCUUGCAUGAAGCCAGACUUGCUGAUAGCUUGGAGGUUGCGCCAUGACAUUUAAUGAAAAGCAUUGCAGAAAGCUUCAGAAAGUCUAGUAACGCCAUUCCUGCAGAGUGGCCAUUGUGGAACACUUCUUUCCAAUUAGCACUCGUUAAUGGAAAUGAGAAAAGUUCCAGUGGAUAGGCCUUGACAGAAAUCACAUUAUUUUUGCAGUCAAGUGUUCGUAUUAAAAAAAUAGUUGAGUAUAGGUUUCUGACUAAAGUUGAAUUGAAAGGGUAACUGUGAGAAUAUGUUUGUUACAAUUGUAUGUCUGUUGUAGCAGUGGCUGCUUCUAUGAAACAUGAGCUUGGAUAACUAGCAGUAAUUUCUCCCCGUGGAAAAACGACAAAAAAUUAUUAAUAGCAUAAUUGUUUUUAUGUUUGCUAGAAGAAAAAUGGAGUGCGAGGUUUUGUUCCUAGUGUCAAAAGUAGGUUGCUCCUGUUACCUAUACCAGUUAUAUCAAUUUUUCUAAGCUGUGUUUAGUUCUCUUAAUGUGAAACUCUUGCACUUCUUUCCUGUUAAUUAAGGUUUACAGGGAUGGUUCGUUAGGAAAUACUUGUGUUAUAGGUGUAGGCAUUAUUCAGGAUGUGGAGGGGCAAAGCUGACAGCGAACUGUCAUGUGGUACUUAGUUUUUUAUAAUUAUUUUAUUUUGUAGUGAAACGUCUAACUGAACCUGCAUCCUUUAUCAGCGAAACUUUGGCUCUCGAAGAGAAAACUUUGGAUCUCGAAGAGAAAACUUUGGAUCUCGAAGAGAAAACUUUAGAUCUGAGUAGGAGAAAUUUGGACAGUGGUCCGAGGAUUUAUCUCUUAGAGAAGUUUCUGCGUAGACGAGAGAACGUGAAAAAACUUGCAAAUAUCCUAUCGCUGAAUUUGAGCCACAACCGUCUUGAAAACCUACCUGUUAUUUUUCUACAAUUGAUCAACCUGACGUGCUUAAAUGUGAAUAACAACAGACUGUCCUCUCUGCCUGAAAGUAUUGGAUGCUUUAAACGACUUCAAGAGCUGGACUUGAGAAAUAACCAACUGAAGGUACUUGAUGUGGUUAGAAAACUGCCUGACCUUAGAAAACUAUUGGUUGAAGGAAAUCCGCUCACACUAGAGGAGAUCAGAAGUCUUAUUAAGCAUGUGGAUACGAUGACAAGAUCGAUCUCCGUAGACAUUGCAGGUAGUGUUACAUGA